GUCCCAGGGGUGGGGGCAUCCUCCACAGCCUGCACAAGGCAGUUACCACCUUGACCCCUCCCCCCUGGGGAAAGGUCUUUCCCUUCUGGCUGUAAUUCCACAGUUAGAACUUCAUAUCUUUGGCUUAAGGCUGAAUUUUCUGUUGCCAUGUGGAUGCCCCAGGUGGAGGGGCCCACUCCUGCUUAAGAACACCAUGAAUGCAGGAGCAUUGUAGAGAGUUCAACAGUUGGCUUUUGGAGAGAAGGGGCAGUGGCAUUGAGAGACCUCCAGACCAGGCAUGGCUCUGAGCCCAGGGGCUAAUCUGGUCCUCUGUGAAAGCUCGAACAUGACUCCCAGUCUCAGCCUGGCAGAGGCCCCAGAUUCAGGCUCCAGCACUAACUCUGGGCCCCACACAGACAUGGGCCUUGUUCCUCUCUUGAACCCACCCUUGAAUCCUGGCUCAGAUCUUGUUCCAGACCUCAAUUCAACUCUGAGUCCUGUCUCAGAGGAGGCCCCUGGCCUGGUGUCUGGUAACACCCCCAGGCCUGGUGACAGCCAGACUGUGCCCCCAGUCCCCCUCCAGAUCACCACUUACCACUCUGGUGAAGCCCUGGGCCUGAAUUCAAAUCACGUCUCAAGGCCUGACUCACAAGGGGCCCUGGGUCCAGCCCCAAACCUUGUGCUGAGCCCCAGCUCUACUGAGGCCCAAGAUCUGAGCUCAGGGAAACACUCUGGGCUCAGUUCUGAGGAGGCUUUCAACUCUCUCUCAAGCAAGAUUUUUGAUGUGGGUCAGAGUAACUCCAGUCCUUCCAGGACUGAUGCAAACCCAUUUCUAAGGCCCUAUUCAAGAGAAGCCCUGGUGGUGGGCCACUGUGUCUGUAGGUCAAGCUCAAAAGCUCUCCUUAUUCCAACCUCAAAUUCUUCUCUGGACUCUGACUCCAACCAGCUACACAGUGUGGGCUCAAGAAACACCUCCAAGCUGUACCUCAGUGCGGGUCCAGGUUCUUGUGGGACCCUGAUCCCAGAUGCCAACGAGACCAUCACUGUGGUUUCACAUAACAGCUCUGGAUCUGUCUCAAAAGGAGUUUUGGGUACAGCCUGGAACACGAGUUCCAAGGGAACCAUCAAUGUGGCUUCAAAUAACAAUCUCAGGUCUGACCUGAACAUGACCAUCACUCAAGCCUCAUGCUUGACCCUGAUUCCUGGCUCCAGCAAUAGUAUCAGCCUGCAUUCCAGCACCCGUGGACCCAGCUCCACCCUUUCUCCACCCUCGUGUAUGACUCUGAUCUUGGGCUCCAAUGAGACUCUCAGCCUGGGUUCCAGCCUCAUCUUCAGUGACACCUCUACCCUGACACUGAGCAGCCAGCAGGAUUAUUUUGAGGACAAUAGCAUCCACGCCAUACCCUUGGACAAGAAUCUGGGGAGCUGGGAUGAGAUGGUUGGCACUGAGACAGGCCAGUUCUCGCUGAGGUUCCCCACCUAUAAUACCAUGGACAAGGACACCACAGCCUUCCAAAGCAUCCCAGAGGGAGCCUUCAGUGAAGUGGCCUCAUGCCUGGUGGACAUGCCGGGGAAGAGAGACGAUGGCACCAAGAUAGCUCUGGUGGAGAAUGUCAUCACCCUCCAGGAGAGCCAGGAUGCGCUUGAAGUUGACGUAGAGAAGAGGACCUUGAUGAAGAAGAUGAUGAGGCAGAUCCAGGAGGAGCCACUGGAUUCCCUCUCGAGCACCGUCCGCUGGCAGGCCAUGGAGACGCUGACCCAGCUGAGUCACACCCAGCCCGUGCUGGGUGUGCGAGAAAGGUCAGAGCUGGUGGGCACAUGCGUGAAGAGUGUGUUCUCCCUGCCCUCUGUGCAGGCCAUGCAGGAGAAGGACGAGGCCAAGGCGGAGGCCAUACAGACGCUUUACCGACAGACCCUGGAUGCCCUGCAGACACUGCUCAACGCCCUCUUUGUCGAGGACCCCACUCCUGCUGGGCUGAAGAGCAUCUUGGAGCCCCUGGGGCCCUGGAUGAACUCCGGGAAGACCCAUGAGCGAGCACGGGCUGUGAACAGCAACGUCUCUGUGUUGAACCACAUGUUUCUGACCCUGCCUUUCUUUAUGUCCUCGGGGUUUCCGGCGCUGGGGCUUCUGCUGGGGAGGCUCAUCCUUCGCAUCGGAGAUCCUGAUGAGGAGAUUGGCCGGAAGGCUCUGGACGGCAUCAUCAUCCUCUACACCAUCCUGGAGCUCCAAAAACGAGCCAGAGAUAAGGAAGAGACCAAUAAGAAGGAGCUGUAUGAGAGCAACAAGCGAUUCCUGGGGCCCUACAACCCUGUCUGCCCAUGCCAGAACAUUCUGCGUGUGAUCGCGGAAUUUGGAGACUUCCUGGGACCCCAGCAGGUGAAGGACCUGCUGUUAGCAGCCCUGGAAGGCUUGAAAGGCAGCUCAGAAGCCCGGGAGAAGGACUUGGGGGAGAUGAUGCAGCUGUCCUCGGAGGUCACCAUCAGCUCGGUGCUGGAGUGGUACCACCACAGGGUGGUGGAGGUGAUCCCAGAAAUCAUGCAGGCCAUCUACAUGCAGCUGAAACACAUCCAGGAGCCACGGGCCCGCGAGGUGGCCUUGCUGCCCGUCUCCCUCCUGGCCAGCUCCUUCAUGACCGAGGUGGUCGUGGCCCUGCUCACGUGUCCCCUCCCGCUGGACAGCAACGGCGCAGAGAUGUGGAGGCAGCUGAUACUGUGCAAGCCCAGCUGUGAUAUCCGAGACCUCCUGGAUCUGCUCCUGACGAGCCUGAAGGAGAAGCCCUUCACCAAGAAGGGCCGGGCCUCGAUCGUGCCCUUAGCGGCAGCCAGCGGGCUGUGCGAGCUCCUGUCGGUCAGCAGCUGCGUGGGCUUCGUGAGGCGCGUCUACCCCCAGCUGCUCCUGGCCCUGCUCAUUCAGGUCCAUUACCACAUCGGCCUCAACCUGCCUGGCCGUGUGGCUUUGCGCAAGGACGCCAGGAAGGAUGCCCAGCCCUCCGUCUUCGUACCCGUGCGCUGGGUGGUCAAAGUGGUGAAAACCCUGCUGCUGAGGAUGGGCUGCUCAUACGAGGCCACCUUUCUGGAGGACCAGGGCGGCUGGGAGCUCAUGGGGCAGGCCGAGAACCACCACCGCGGAGUGUCCCUGCUGGCAAGGGCCAUGGUGCAUUACUCCUGCCAGGAGCUCUGCCGCAUCCUCUACCUGCUCAUCCCGCUCCUGGAGAGAGGCGACGAGAAGCACAAGAUCACUGCCACCGCCUUCUUCGUGGAGCUUCUCCAGAUGGAACAGGUGCGGCGGAUCCCUGAGGAGUACUCUCUGGGGAGGAUGGCUGAAGGCCUGAACCACCAGGACCCCAUCAUGAAGGUGCUGUCCAUCCGAGGCCUGAUCAUCCUGGCCCGCAGGACUGAGAAGACUGCCAAAGUCCGGGCCCUCCUGCCCUCUAUGGUGAAGGGCCUGAAGAGUAUGGACGGGCUGCUGGUGGUGGAGGCCGCCCACAACCUCAAGACCAUCUUCAGGGGGCAGGACCGGAAGCUGAUGGACAGUUCGGUCUAUGUGGAGAUGCUUCAGGUCCUGCUCCCACACUUCAGUGAUAGGCCCAGGCAGCCUCUGGGAGGAGGGAGCAUGCCUGAGCCUCCGGGUCUGCCCCAGUCACGAGAGGAUGUGCGCUCCACCUGCAUCAGCCUGUACGGCAAGGUGGUCCAGAAGCUGCGGUCGCCUCACACCCCAGCCGUAGAGGAGCAGCUGAUCGGCACCUUGGUGCCCCUGCUGUUGACCAUGCAAGACGGCAACGCCAAGGUGAGCCAGAAAUGUGUGAAGACCCUGUUCCGCUGUUCCUGCUUCAUGGCCUGGGAACUGCCAAAAAGAGCUUAUAGCAGGAAGUCCUGGGACAACCAGCAGCAGACGGUGGCCAAAAUUUGCAAGUACCUUGUGUCUACCCACCAAGACAGCGCCUUCACAUUCCUCAGCCAGAGCCUGGAGUAUGCCAAGAAUCCCCGGGCCUCCCUCCGGAAGUCCUCAGUCGUGUUCAUAGGGUCCCUGGUCCCCUGCAUGGAGAGCAUGAUGACAGAAGACCGGCUGAAUGAAGUUAAAGCGGCUCUGGAAAACCUGAGACACGACCCAGAAGCAUCAGUGUGCAUCUACGCGGCCCAGGCCCAGGACCACAUCCUAGCCAGCUGCUGCUGGAACUCCUGGCCGCUGCCACACGGGGACUCGUGGGUGUGCGACCCAGCCACCACGCACCGCUGGAGCCCUAGCUGCAAGAGCCUGCCCGCUUCUCACAAGCGGUGCUCCUGGAUCGUGCAGGCACUGGGCUCCUGGAAGAUGGCCUUGAAGCAGUGAUGUGCCUGAGCCCCCGGCCCUCCCCAGAGGCCAUGCCCACUAUAAAUGCCACGUGGCUUACCUCUCCCCCUGCGUGUUUCCUCCUGGAAGACGCCCCGUGCCCUGGGGCAGCCAUUGCUCCAUGUGGCACAUUUGUGAGAUGAGCGUGGCCUUCAUUGCGGACUCAAGGCCAUGGAAAAAGUCCACCUUGUGCCUCGAUGUCCCCUCCCCCACAGAGAGGGAGGAAGAACAACAGGAGAUGAUGAUUGGGGUGCCUUUAGGGGAAGGAAAAGGACAGACUCCCCUCCCCCAUGACGUCAUGCACUUCCUGGAACUCUGACCUCUGAGUCUCACCCUCCGGUCCUUGCCCAGAGAUCAGCUGGCUGUCUUUCAUUUGGGUAGCAUUUACUGAGCACCUAACCGGGGCCAGGCCUGCUCUGGGUGCUGGAGGAGAACAAGACCCAGUCCCUGGCCUUAGUAACGCAUAGUCUGAUGCAGUGGUUCUCAAAAGGGGUGAUUUUGACAUGCAGGGAAUAUCUGACAAUAUCUGGAGACAUUUUUGUUUGUUACAACUUGCGGAAGGGGAUGAUAUUGUCAUCUAGCGAUUAGAGCCCAGAGACGCUGCUAAACAUCCUACCGUGCACAGCACGGCCCCCCACAGUGAAGAACUAUCCAUCCCAAAUGGUUAAAAGUGCUGAGGUUGAGAAACUUUGGUCUAACGGAAGUAUCAGGGACAUGUAAAGACAUCUGUGCCCAGCAGGGCGGUGCUGUGAUGAAGGGGCUCAUGGGAGCUUGUGAAGUUCAGGGGACGUAUGUAGGCCAGCCAGGAGUAGGGGUGUCAGGGGCAAGACCCCCCACUAGAAGGCUUGGAAAUAGGACCACAUGGUGGGCGUGAAUGGAGGAGAGCAGGGCACACGGGACUGAGGACCAGCUGCUCAUACGUAGGUUCAAUGGAUCCUAGAGUGUGUGUGUGUGUGUGUGUGUGUGUGUGUGUGUAGAUCAGGGCCAGGGCCAGCUUGCCAUGGUGGUGGAGGCCGUGUUAAGGGAGCAGCGGGAAGGCGUGGUGGGGUGUUAAGCAGGGGAGAGAUGUGGACAGAUGUUGGCUUUAGAAAGCUCCUUCCUCUAGAAGAUACAGGAACCCCGCAGGCAUUGCUGGUGGGAGGGCACAUGGGUGCAGCCAUUCCAGACACAAAUCCAUCACUAUUCAUUCAUAUUAAGCUUAUGCAUGCCAUGACCCGGCAGUUUCACUCAUGGGCACACAUCUCGGAGCUCUUCCCAGAGGUCCACAAGAAAAGAUGUAUGAGGAAGUCCAUUGCAGCAUUAUUUGUGGUGCCUGGGAGAGGAAGCCGCCUGGGUAUCCGUCCUCAGGGAGUGAACGGGCACCACGGAGUCCCAUGCAGCACUUAGAGGCAGUGGGGGUACGUGUAGCACCUUGGAUGGGACCUAAAACCUUGUGCUGAGGGAAAGAGGACGUAAAAAAAUGUCUGCACAAAAGAAGUCACACUUUGCAAGAACACUUACAAGCUGAAAAUACACAUUAAAA
Prionailurus viverrinus (fishing cat) is the source of this 5831-nucleotide messenger RNA. It is a transcript of the gene MROH7, whose product is annotated as maestro heat like repeat family member 7. The coding region runs from base 278 to 4309 and encodes 1343 amino acids. The transcript is spliced from 24 exons. Gene Ontology annotation, cellular component: cytoplasm. The record is from RefSeq and is a predicted model, not a curated record. Lineage: Eukaryota; Metazoa; Chordata; Mammalia; Carnivora; Felidae.